Molecule: messenger RNA, 1107 nt
Organism: Trypanosoma brucei brucei TREU927
Lineage: Eukaryota; Euglenozoa; Kinetoplastea; Trypanosomatida; Trypanosomatidae
Product: lipase, putative
Exons: 1
Coding region: 1-1107 (368 amino acids)
Biological process (GO): lipid metabolic process
Source: RefSeq, a predicted model, not a curated record
AUGAGUGAGCGGAAAGGCAACCACAUGGCGCGCCCGUAUUCUUCGUUCCGCAACUCACUCUCCAACCUCGCCCCCAUCGUUAUCGUUUGUUUAUUCAGUUUCCCGGUACAUUUUAAAUACGCCUUUGCCGACUACUCGGAGGAGACGGCGUUGUCUGCUUUAAACUUUUCCAAGGUUUCGUAUUGCAAUGCCGACCUCAUCCGUAAUUGGACCUGUGCGGCAUGUCGUAAUGAGUCUGCGUUCGUCUUGAAGGGGCUGUUUGAGAAUAAAACGGAGGGCACACUGGCGUUUGCAGGGACGAGCGAAGGUAAAAUUGUAGUAGCGUUCAGGGGUUCCCUGAAUAUCGCCAACUGGGUGGACGACAUAAAGUAUUGGGGGACUCCAUACCCCAACGCGAGCUGCGAAAAUUGUUUGGUUCACAGAGGCUUUUUCGAUGCUUUCGAGUCACUUAGGGCACAAGUACGGCAAGCGCUACAUGAGCUAAUUGUGUCGGAACCAAAUUUUCCAGUUCUCAUCACAGGACAUAGCCUUGGUGGAGCCCUCGCCCUCCUCACAGCUGUUGAUUUAAUGUCUUCCCCUCCAGUAGUGCCAUCACUUCAAGGUGGCAAUUACCCGUCAGUACAGCUCUAUACGUUUGGGAAGCCACGCGUAGGUAACCCUGCCUUUGUACAGUGGGUGAAAACAUUGUUCCGUAGCGGGAGCCAUGAGCCCUACCGCGCCGUGCACCGAAAGGACAUUGUUCCCCACCUUCCACCAUUGUUCAUGGGUUAUGUGCAUGCGCCACACGAACUGUGGUUUAAGUAUGAUGAUCCGUUGGAGUGCCUGAACUGCAGCGAUAUGGACGAUAUUAACUUUUCCACGGGAAGUGUAGGGGAGGACUAUUGUUGCAGUGACAGCUUGGAUUAUCCAUCUGUGGCGGAUCAUCUGAUGUAUCUCGGAGUUUGCACCGGAUGCGCAUGCGACGGUCCCACAACAGCAUCCAUCCCUGGCUUAAAUAUUUCGUGGGAAACGCGGCAAAUGUUGGCGAAGGACCGCGCAUAUGCGCAGAGGAAACGACCCAGGAAAUCGUGCUCGGUCCUCCGCGCUGUCGACAAGCCUGCGGACUGA